Brienomyrus brachyistius is the source of this 4267-nucleotide messenger RNA. RefSeq names its product MAP/microtubule affinity-regulating kinase 3-like. Gene Ontology annotation, biological process: intracellular signal transduction; protein phosphorylation. The record is from RefSeq and is a predicted model, not a curated record. Gene Ontology annotation, molecular function: ATP binding; protein serine/threonine kinase activity. The coding region runs from base 628 to 2664 and encodes 678 amino acids. The transcript has 18 exons. Lineage: Eukaryota; Metazoa; Chordata; Actinopteri; Osteoglossiformes; Mormyridae. Gene Ontology annotation, cellular component: cytoplasm; plasma membrane.
GUUUCGCUCACUUCCUCUAGGUGCUCUAUAGCCAAGCGAUCGGCCAUCUUGGAUCCAGCCAUCAGAUUUUUGUUUUACUCUGGAGCAACUGAGCCUGCAGCAGAGUGGACAUGAUAGGGAGACGGUGCGCGUCUAAUUCUGCGGACCCCACAGCGGCAAAGAGGCGGAUAUAUUCGGCUUUACACGAAGCAUCCUCCCCAUGCACGUUCCAUAUCCUUGUCUGAAUGCCGUGCUGUUAUUGCGGGCCUUUUAGUGUUUUAGUCCUGUCAUUAGGCCAUGGGAGGAGGGGGGAAUCCUGACAACUAACGGAGAGAAAAGGUUUGAGGUUUAAAGGUAUAAACUGAUUUAAGCGAUUUUGCGGAAUGAGUGGCCUUUGCGGAAACGCUGUGCACGCUAGCUAGGGCAGCUACGCUCAAGGAUAAUGUGAGGCUAGUGCGGCUCUUGGCUUGUGCACAGUCGAUGUGCGACCGGGACUCCGCACAUUAGGUUACCCUACUGAAUUCUGGCUUUGGAUCUCGGUUCAGACUCAUAAUCGAGCCCAUGUUCUGCAUCUGCAAGCCCAGAACUGCCUAUCACCUUUCCAGCUAAGGUGCUGCACGAUCAAAUCUCUCCGGGGAACUGAUAAAAAUGUCAACGAGAACACCUUUGCCUACAGUCAAUGAGCGAGAGACGGAAAAUAUCGCCAAUGCGAAGAUGAAGGGCACGCACUCAGUCAAGAGGCACCGCAUCACUAUACACACCUCACAUGGCGAUGGACGAACUGAGGUCGUAGCGUUCUCGGGCCGCUCCGGUGCUCGCAGCCGCAACUCCACCUCCUCGGCCGAUGAGCAGCCACACGUCGGCAACUAUCGACUGCUCAAGACCAUCGGCAAAGGCAAUUUUGCCAAGGUCAAGUUGGCGCGGCACAUACUCACUGGCAGAGAGGUUGCAAUCAAAAUCAUCGAUAAGACGCAGCUGAAUCCCACCAGCCUUCAGAAGCUUUUCAGGGAAGUGCGCAUAAUGAAGAUUUUAAAUCAUCCAAAUAUCGUUAAGCUGUUCGAGGUCAUAGAGACAGAAAAGACGCUGUACCUGGUGAUGGAAUACGCCAGUGGAGGCGAGGUCUUCGACUACCUUGUCGCACACGGGAGGCUGAAGGAAAAGGAGGCCAGAGCUAAAUUUAGACAGAUAGUGUCUGCAGUGCAGUAUUGCCACCAGAAGCACAUCGUGCAUAGGGACUUGAAGGCUGAGAACCUGCUGCUGGAUGGGGACAUGAACAUCAAAAUCGCCGACUUCGGCUUCAGCAAUGAGUUCACGCUGGGCAGCAAGCUGGACACCUUCUGCGGCAGCCCCCCCUAUGCCGCCCCUGAGCUUUUCCAGGGCAAGAAGUAUGACGGGCCCGAGGUGGAUGUCUGGAGCCUGGGGGUCAUCCUCUACACGCUGGUCAGCGGCUCACUGCCCUUUGAUGGCCAGAACCUCAAGGAGCUGCGUGAGCGUGUGCUGAGGGGAAAGUACAGGAUUCCUUUCUACAUGUCCACGGACUGUGAGAACCUGCUAAAACGCUUUCUGGUGCUAAACCCUGUCAAGAGAGGCACGCUCGAGCAAAUCAUGAAGGACCGGUGGAUCAAUGCCGGCUUUGAGGAGGAUGAACUGAAGCCAUUCAUGGAGCCAGAGCUGGACAUCUCUGACCAGAAGAGGAUAGACAUCAUGGUGGGGCUGGGCUACACCCGCGAGGAGAUCCAUGACUCGCUGGCACGUAUGGUCUAUGAUGAGAUCACUGCCACCUACCUGCUGCUGGGGAGAAAGUCUUCAGAGCCGGAUGCCGCAGACUCUGGCACCAACAGCCACCUCUCAGUCCCCAAACCCAGACCCAACAGUGAGAUCAACGGCGGCCAGUCCCCCUCUCACCUGAAGGUGCAGAGAAGUACCUCCAGCCAGAAGCAGAGACGCUACAGUGACCAGGGUGAGAUGGCUGGCCCCCCUGUCACCUCGGCAGUAGGCUACACCAAGCGGAGCCCCACGAGCCCAGCUGAGAGUGACCUCAAAGAGGAUGGUGUGCCGCAGCCACGGAAGUCCAGCACGGCCGGAGGGCGUGGCCUGGCCCCCCCGAGCCCCAUGCUGGGCAAUGCUACCAACCCCAACAAGGCCGACAUUCCAGACCGCAAGAAGGGCUCCACUGCUCCCAGUGGUAAUGCCGUAUCUGCCGGGAUGACGAGGCGGAACACGUAUGUGUGCAGUGAGAGGACACCUGCUGACAGGCACACCGUCAUUCAGAACGGCAAAGAGAACAGUGCCGUGGUACCAGCCAGCCAGCGGACAACAGUGGCCUCCACAAACAGCAUCAGUGGCACCACGCCCCCGGACCGGCUACGCUUCCCACGGGGCACAGCCAGCAGGAGCACCUUCCACGGCGGGCAGCUGCGGGAACGCCGCACUGCCACCUACAACGGCCCCCCGGUAUCGCCCACACUGUCGCACGAUGCCGCACCGCUCUCGCAGUCACGCAGCCGUGGCUCCUCCAACCUCUUCACCAAGCUCACUUCCAAGCUUACCCGCAGGGUCACUAUUGACCCAUCCAAACGGCAGACCUCCAACAAAUCAGGGCCUACCUGCCCCCCCGGCCCGGGAACCAAGACCCUUAAAUUCAUCUCUUGCAGAUUCACGAGCAGAAGAUAUAGAAAGUUGUAGAAAAUCGGAGAUGGAAAACUAGAGUAAGGGAACCCAUUCUUGCACCAGCGCCGACGACAUCCGUUGAAUUUUGGCUGGGGUUGUGUUUCCAGCCCCCCCAGAUAGAUGUCAGGCACACAUCUAUGGCCUCUAUGACAUCUGCAUGAACCCCUACCGUCACAGACCAAGGCCCACUGUCAGAGCCCUGGCACCUCUCGGUCACAUGGCCUUGUUAGCGGGCCUGAAGUCCGGUUCUGUCAAACAUAGAACCACAUACUAGGCAAGUGCACCAAGAACACAGUGCAGUGCACUAUAGCUGAAUGGGCCCCCCUCCCCCUGUGACUGGCAGACUCCGCCAAGUGGCUGAACGGAAGUCACACAUCUGGUAAUUUUUAGGUGGGAUGGCUAUGGAUGAUGUUGGGAUUUGUUCUCCAUGAAGAGGCCCUUUUUUUUCUGCAUGCUUCCUCUAUACAGACGACAUGUCCCAAGUCAACACGUCACCUUCUUUGCCCUCUGUGACUGGCCGUGUGCUCCACCGGGUACUUUUUAUUGUCACAAACGGUCACAUGAUCCGCUAAGGGAUGGAUUCAUCUUCCGGGGUCAUCAUGCCACGGAGGUGCUGCUUUGAGUCUCUCCAGUGAAUCCUUUCAGUGUCCCUGGCAUGCCUGCUCACGCUCUGGCCAGGUGGCCCUGCUGAUGGUGCUGGAGAUCCCUCUGGCUCAUACGGAGCCAGUGGAUAACAUGGGUUUUGUUAAUGUGGCCAAGCUGCAUACCCAGAUCCCUUCCUGGCACCUGGCAUGCAUCGCAAAACCUUCUGGGAAAUGUAGUCAAUGCAUGUAUGUGAUAUAGUUUUGGUUCCCACCAAUUCUGGUGUCCACUUUCUCCCAAACAUGGUCAGGCUCUUCCUUACUGGUGCCUCGGCCAUAGCUUUAAUGUGGACAUGUCUCCACCCCGACCCCCACCUCGACACUCCACAGACUGCAUGAGAUGCAUACAGAGUUGCUACUGAAGGUUUUGCAUGAAUAUCAAGUUAUGUCACGUGUGUGGUGUGGGUGAGUUUGCGUACAUAUUUCUCUUUCUGUGCGUGCAAGUGCGUUCAUUUACAUGUAUCACGUGUAUGUAUAUGUGUGCUGGUGAGAUGGCUGUUUUCUGUACACACAUUGUUCUUAUGCUGUUUCUCUUCAGUUAAAGAAGCAAGAAAGAGUGGUGGCCAGCUAUGCUGACCAGUGCAAUCAUGGUGCCCAGUACAGCCUUUUUGAAUCUGCCAUGUGCCAGACAAUGCCAUGUGGAGGCAUUACAGGUCAGAUGAGGGAGGGGCCUUAUUCCCCAUCACUCAGAAACCUGUUACUUCCUGCAUAAUUUGAGGCACCAAAUUUAGGCCCCCAUGAUGUGGACAUGAGCAGCCUUGGGGGACAGACUGGCUGGUAGCUUUCUUGGUUUUCUAACUCUGUAAACUGCCUGUCUGCUUCUUCUCUCUACUGUUGAAAUGUCUUCUGCCUUUACUGUAAUUUAAGCUUUUGUGUUCUCUCUCUCUCUCUCUCUCUCUCUCUCUCUCUCUCUCUCUCUCUCUCCCUUCCUCCCUCUCUCCCUCCCUCCCUCCCUCCUCCUGGGCUCUGUCAUCCCC